UCCAGGAAGGGAUUGGUCAGUCACCUGUGCCAGGUCCCUGGGGGACCCUGAGUCCAGUGGUAUAAAAGGCGGCUGUGGGAGGAGUGACACAGCCUCUCUCAGCCUCAGCAAACGACCUGUAAGGCAGCCGCGGACUCAGACCCCAGAGAUGAAGGCCCUGCUCCUGGCCGUCAGCCUCAGCCUCAUUGCUGCCCUGCAGGCCCACCACCUCCUGGCCUCAGACGACGAGAUUCAGGAUGUGUCAGGGACAUGGUACCUGAAGGCUAUGACAGUGGACAGGGAGCUCCCUGAGGUGAAUCUGGAAUCGGUGACACCCAUGACUCUCACGAUCCUGGAAGGGGGCAACCUGGAAGCCAAGGCCACCAUGCUGAUAAGCGGCCAGUGCCAGGAGGUGAAGGUCGUCCUGGAGAAAACUGACGAGCCGGGAAAAUACACGGCCAACGGGGGCAAGCACGUGACAUACAUCAUCAGGUCACACGUGAAGGACCACUACAUCUUUUACUGUGAGGGCGAGCUGCACGGGAAGCCGAUCCGAGGGGUGAAGCUCGUGGGCAGAGACCCCGAGAACAACCUGGAAGCCUUGGAGGACUUUGAGAAGGCCGUGGGAGCCCGCGGACUUAGCACGGAGAGCAUCCUCAUACCCAGGCAGAGCGAAACCUGCUCUCCAGGGAGCGAUUAGGGGCAGGGGCACCUUGGCUCCUCAGCAGCCCAAGGGCAGCACCACCCAGCACCUCCGUCGUUCACAGGGACACAGAAAAGCUCCCCACCCCUGCAGAACCCGGCCGGCCACACCCCUUCCUACCACCCUCCACCUUCCCCUCGCCCUGCGCCCCCUCUCCUGGUUCUCCAUAAAGAGCUUCAGCAGUU
This is a messenger RNA of Mandrillus leucophaeus (drill), 867 nucleotides long. RefSeq names its product lipocalin 1 (gene LCN1). Bases 149 to 679 code for a protein of 176 amino acids. The record is from RefSeq and is a predicted model, not a curated record. Gene Ontology annotation, molecular function: small molecule binding. Lineage: Eukaryota; Metazoa; Chordata; Mammalia; Primates; Cercopithecidae. The transcript is spliced from 7 exons.